This is a messenger RNA of Punica granatum (pomegranate), 1761 nucleotides long. Lineage: Eukaryota; Viridiplantae; Streptophyta; Magnoliopsida; Myrtales; Lythraceae. The record is from RefSeq and is a predicted model, not a curated record.
AUGAAGGAGACAAUACGAGCCCUGCAAGCAAAUGAGACUCGCCCCAACGCAAGCUAUGGCGACUAUAGUCUCUUCCCAAGCAUGCGGUUACCCUCGAAGGUCAAGAUCCCUGAGUUUAAGACUUAUGAAGGCACGACAGAUCCGCGACACCACCUUCGCCAUUACCGGGGAAAGAUACUACAGUAUUGGGAUUACGAGGAAUUCGUCAUCCACUCAUUUCAAGAUAGCCUGACAGGAUCGGCCCUCGAUUGGUUCAUGUCGCUGAAGGCCGAAGACAUCCCUACAUGGGCGGACCUCUCCCGAAAGUUCAUCGAUCAAUACCAAUGCUACGCGGAGACGCCUUCGACCCUUCAAGAGUUGAGCACGAGAGAAAUGGCGCAAGGCCAAAAGUUCGAAGAUUACGCCGCCAAAUGGCGUGCCCAAGCGGCGAAACAUAUCCCUCCAAUCAGCAAGGUACAACAUAUUCAAUUAUUCCACUCCACCAUACGAGGAGUGUACUACUCGCAUCUGUUGGCCAACACAUCCUCGUUUUUCGACCUCAUCGAGGCCGAGAAGAAGCUUGACAUGGGUAUGAAGCUCGACGGGAUGGAAGGCCCUGUCGGCAAGGGUGAAGGAGAACCCUCUAGAAGGACCACCGUCGGAGUGCCCUCCACAGGAGGCAGGAAAGGCAAGGAAACGGCGGUCAACAUCGUCAACUCGGGACACCCAAGGGCCCAGCAUUACUUAGUGAAUCUCGCGCCCGUACCACCUGCCGCUCCUGCUUACUUCCCACCACCUCCACAGCACCAACCUCAAUCGAUCUACUACUCGGCUCCAACGGUUCCACCACCGAUGACCUCGCAGCCGUUCGUACAUCACUAUACACCUGUCUCAACUCCAUCCCCUCAACCUAAGCCUCCGAUGUCGAGAGCUCCUCCGCCGGCGCAGCAGGCCCCUGGUUCACAAGGCCCACAGGUCGACGCCGCUCAAUACCGAUCACGCAAGCAAAGGAUCGACAACAACAGGCUCACCUUCAAUGUCAUCAGGCCCCCAAAUGUGCAGGCUAACCCCCUCCCUGAUCACAGGCCGAGCUCGGGACCCUACAUAAACAUGAUCAGUGUAUGCACCUUGUGGGAGGACGCGAACGUACAGGAUGAUCCCCCUCCCUUCGUGAUCGAUUAUACCCCUAAAGAACCCACGGUCGAGUUCACAAGGCAUAUAGCCUCACUAGCCCCUCUUGUCAUAGAUAUCCCCGCCCGGGAACCGUAUUUGGACAACAAAGUCCCUUGGACCUAUGAAAGAGGCGUCGGGAACCUCGAGCGACAGUUCAGUGUCAUGGGCGUGACACGCUCGGGGAGAGUAUAUGAGAAUCCGGUGAUCACAGACAAAGGGAAGGCGCGCGCCACUGAAGUUGGGGCAGUACCCAGAACUACGCCUUUUCCGCCCAAUAAGGUGACCGAAGAGGAAGUUGAAGUAUUCAUGAAGAUCAUAAAGGCGAGCGAGUACAGGGUGGUAGAGCAGAUGGCCAAGUCUCCAGCCCAUGUCUCUCUACUCACUCUCCUCCUCAGUUCGGAGCCACACCGGGAGGCUCUCCUGCAGGUGUUAACGGCGGUGCAAGUCCCGAAGGAAACGCCCCUAGACAGGAUAGAAGCGACCGUUAGCUCCAUUUUCUCCAACACCAUCUCGUUUUCGGAAGAUGAACUCCCCUCCGAAGGGUGGGCACAAUCACGGGCGUUGCACAUCGUCUGCAAGUGCAACAACUAUGUCAUCGGCGAGUCAUGA